Daldinia decipiens is the source of this 1421-nucleotide messenger RNA. RefSeq names its product glutathione S-transferase. The transcript is spliced from 2 exons. Gene Ontology annotation, cellular component: nucleus; cytoplasm. Bases 405 to 1067 code for a protein of 220 amino acids. The record is from RefSeq and is a predicted model, not a curated record. Gene Ontology annotation, biological process: translational elongation. NCBI's taxonomy places the organism in Eukaryota, Fungi, Ascomycota, Sordariomycetes, Xylariales, Hypoxylaceae.
AAUAUACCCAAGUAUAGUGGGGCUUGAACUAUUCAAGGCCAUAAAUUAGUAACGGACAGCGUUGCAGAAAUGAUGGAAUGGGAAAAGACUACCGUCACCGCCCUACUUCCGCUGUGCUUCGGACCUGUCCAGAACAAGUGACACGUUUCAGCCCCGUGUAGAUGCCGAUAUACUGACUAAUACAAAAUCCACCUUGAAGCUAGUUCUAGGCCUGUUCCUGAAGCUUCUAUUAGUGUGCAUCGAAAUGUAUAAAUAACGGGUACCUUUUUGGUAAUAGGAGGGGUUGUCUUCCAUCUGUUCCUACUUCAAUCACAACAUCUAUACCCUCGAUUACAACAUCGCAAAUAGUCUUAUUCACCUAUCAUAACUCCCAAAACACCACACCUCAUAUUCACUCAACAAUCAUGGCACCUUUUGGCAAGAUUUACUCCUACCCGGGAAACUUCCGUGUCUCACGGGCUCAAGUCGUAGCUGCUCACAAUGGCCUCGAAGUGCCCUUAGUUGAGGACUUCAAGAUGGGUGUGGACAACAAGACCCCUGAAUUUCUGGCCAAGUUUCCCAUGGGAAUGGUCCCUGCUCUAGAGUGUGCCGACGGCUUCUGCAUCGCCGAGGGCGCUGCUAUCUGCUAUUAUCUUGCGCGUUCGGGACCCAAGAAGGAUCAACUACUCGGCACUGAUCCUAAGUCCCAAUCUAUUAUCGACGAGUGGGUAUUCUUAGCCGAGACCGAGCUUCUCCCAAACGUCCUCCCGCCUACAGCCAUGGUGAUUUUCCCGGGAUACCCUAAGGACAAUGACCGUUAUGAGAAAUCUGUGACGGCCACCGUGCGCGCUCUAAAGCGUACCGAAACCGCUCUCCAAGGCGGCAAGAAGUACCUUGUCGGCGAUAGCGUUACUCUUGCCGAUAUCAUGGUAGCAGCCUGCGUGUUCUUCGGCACCAAGGUCGUUAUCGACGCUGAGAUACGCAAGGAAAUUCCAAAUGUCGUUGCGUGGGCGCAGGGACUGCAAGCUCUUCCCGAGUUCAAGGCAAUGGGCGAGUUUAACUUGCUAGAGACCCGCAUCAAGCCAUGAAAGACUUAUUAAGAUGGCGGGGAGCAUCUGCACUGCUACCUUAGGCCAUGCCGGGUAUAGUGCCUAUGAAGGCAAACUAUGGGCAUCAUAAAAAGCUUUGGGAGGUACUAAAAUAUCAAUGAAGAUGAACUCGAGUCGAACCCAAAGGUCUGAUAGUAUCGCAGCAUGACAUAUCUAUGUCUAUUGCUCGGAUUAUGGUUUGUGGGUGGAAGGUAUCGGUGAAAUCAAGAUAGUUUCAAAUCAUCGUACGAAUGCAACUAUUUCAGACCUUGCUAAACUUUUCGUGCUCUAAACAUAUUAUUUGCCCGGAGUAGUAGUGCGAAUAAACAACUAACCUAGGUAAUUGUAAGUGUA